UUCCUCUUAAGGUGGAGGAUAUGUGUAACCCCAACGGGGAAGUCACUCUGAGACUUCAUUUGUGCAAGGUGAAACAGUUACUUUUUGCAGAGUUGUGCUUGAAAUAAGCAACGACAGAGUACAAAAAGCAACAAAGAUGGAUCAGACUUGUGAAGAUAUAGAUGAAAUGUUCAGUAAUCUCCUGGGAGAAAUGGACCUGCUAACACAGAGCCUGGCCAUAGAAACCACCAAAUCUACAGCAGCCAUUGACACCGAGACAGAGCCAAAUUUUGCAUUUGGCUUUAAAGAUUUAAAUGAGUCCCUAAACGCUCUUGAAGAGAAUGAUCUGGAUGCUCUAAUGGCUGAUCUGGUGGCUAAUAGCUCAGCCUCCUUUCCCUAUGCAGAUGGUGUAUCCAGUCAUUACUAUAAUUUUACAGAUACUUUACCUACUGGUUCUACAGAUGACCUGUCUUAUCUGCCGCCACCACCGCCCCCUAGUGCAUGGGAUCUUCCACCUCCGCCGCCUGACCCUGUAGAGCCGAUGACUCAGGAUGACUCGAGAGCCAAAGCUGACAAAAUUAAGGAUGCCUUGGGCAAGAUGAAGGAAGCCAAAGUUAAAAAACUGAUUAUUAAGGUUCACAUGACCGAUGGCAGCACCAAGACCUUGAUGGUGAAUGAACUUCAGACUAUUCGAGAUGUCAUAGACAACUUGUUUGAGAAGAGUCACUGUGACUGCAGCGUUGAGUGGUGUUUAUAUGAAGAGAACCCUGAGCUACAGCUUGAGCGAUUCUUUGAAGACCAUGAAAACAUAGUGGACAUACUAUCAGAUUGGCCAAGAGACAGCGCAAACAUAAUUCACUUUCAAAAGAAAAAUGAAAAAUAUGCUGUUUUUAAAAAUCCUCAGAAUUUCUACUUGGCCAGGAAAGGAAGCGCAGAUAUGAAGGACAUGAAUGAGAAAAAUAAAGUCUCUUUACUGGAACAAAGCUUCUGUGGAGCAUCUGUUGUGGUGCCAGAUCUUGAAGCUGCCUUCUACCUGAAAGAAGAUGGCAAAAAGUCCUGGAAAAAGCGUUACUUUCUUCUGCGCGCUUCUGGAAUUUACUAUGUGCCUAAAGGAAAGACUAAGACAUCUCGUGAUUUGGCCUGUUUUAUACAGUUUGAUAAUGUCAAUGUUUAUUAUGGCACCCAGUAUAAAGUAAAAUACAAAGCUCCGACUGAUCACUGCUUUGUCCUGAAGCACCCACAAAUUCAGAAGGAAUCACAAUACAUAAAAUAUCUGUGCUGUGAUGAUCCGUGGGUUCUCCACCAGUGGGUUACUGGGAUUAGAAUAGCCAAGUAUGGAAAGACCUUAUAUGAAAACUACAAGACAGCUGUCCAGAAAGCAGGACUUGCUUCCCAUUGGUCCACUCUGUCUAAUUCAUCUGUUUCAAGUACAACAGGGACAGCCCAAGGUAAUGGACAGAUAUCCCAAAAUGUACCAAAUGUCAGCUCCAGCUUCACCGAUGCCUGGAAACGAGGAGAGGAAACUAAGAGUACGAAAUUAAAUGAGAUUACCAAGCCUGAACAUAAAAACUCACCACCUACAUUAACAAAAAAGCCGCCACCAGCACCUCUAAGAAAAUCAUCCACAGCACAUGUGGUGGCUACACCGCCAUUGCCAAUUAAAGCCAAGUCAUUGCACUCUGAUAUACUACCACCGCCACCAGAGUAUCCAGCAGCUGAAGAAUCAGAGUGGGGGAAUGAUUUCCUGCCCCCUCCACCCCCUGACUUCUCUGAUGCUCCCCCUGAUUUUUUACCUCCACCGCCUCCUUCCUUUCUUUCUGCCACUGAAUAUCCUCCUGCCCCUCCCCAAUUAACAGAGGUAGCAGAUAUAAGUGCCCACAUGGCACCCCCUCCUCCUCCCCCUUCUGUAGCUACAGCCCCUCCACAGCUUCCAGUGAAAAAGCUGCCACCAAACCCUCCAAAACGAAGAGACAGUAAAGGAGCGAUGUCCAGGGAACUGAACAACACAAAUGCAAAUGGCGGCCAAAUAGACUUUAUGUCCGACUUGGCAAAAGCUUUGCAGAAGAAAAGAGGAACCACAUCCUAAAGGGGACUCCAUGUUUCCUGCUGAAGGUUUGCAGCUAUAAAGCAACUUUAAGAGACUGUAUAGUUAAAGUAUUCAGUUGUAUUAUGUCACCCCCUUCCCCCCCCCCCCCCCCCCCCCCCAAAAAAAAAAAAGAAACCCAAAAUCAAACCCAUCUCUUGGGUUAAAGGAAAGCUAUUAGGGUUACAGGGAAGACACAACAAAAUUACCUGUAUAACACAGUGUCAAGUCAUGUUACAGGCCUUUACCAUGUAUUCUACAACAGUGUAUUGAGCACAUCUGUAUUCUGUCCAUCUAUGGGGUACAUUUACUAAGGUGGGAGUUAUUUAAGAACUUGUGAUAUUGCUCAUAGCAACCAAUCAGAUUCUACUUAACAUUUAUCUAACUGCUUCUAGAAGAUAAUAGAUAGAAUCUGAUUGGUUGCAAUGGGCAACAUCACCAGUUCUAAAAAAAACUCCCACCUUAGUAAAGUUACCCCUAUGAGUGACUUAGGAAUGUAUAGUAUAUUACUGGUAGGUUCAUAAACUGUGAGGAUAUUACAAUUGAAUAGAUGUCAUACUCGCACAGUAUUAUAAAAUGACUUUUGAUGUCCAUAUUUAUAUAUUUGAGGAUCAUUUCUGAACAGGUCACUCACAAUGCAGUUGUAAUGCCUAUUGUAGUAAGUAAAGGCUCCUAGUCAUCCACUGGAUGCAAGCAUUAAAGCAUAUUUCAGUUUU
Molecule: messenger RNA, 2778 nt
Organism: Pseudophryne corroboree (corroboree frog)
Lineage: Eukaryota; Metazoa; Chordata; Amphibia; Anura; Myobatrachidae
Gene: APBB1IP
Product: amyloid beta precursor protein binding family B member 1 interacting protein
Exons: 14
Coding region: 137-2065 (642 amino acids)
Biological process (GO): signal transduction
Cellular component (GO): plasma membrane; cytosol
Source: RefSeq, a predicted model, not a curated record